Molecule: messenger RNA, 885 nt
Organism: Trypanosoma cruzi
Lineage: Eukaryota; Euglenozoa; Kinetoplastea; Trypanosomatida; Trypanosomatidae
Product: mucin-associated surface protein (MASP), putative
Exons: 1
Coding region: 1-885 (294 amino acids)
Source: RefSeq, a predicted model, not a curated record
AUGGCGAUGAUGAUGACUGGCCGUGUGCUGCUGCUGGUGUGUGCUCUCUGCGUGCUGUGGUGCGGUGCCGGCGGUAGGUGUGACGAGGGGGUGGUGGAGAGUCGUGCCGGUGUUUCGGGAAUUGGUGUUGAUCCUCUGCCGGCAUCAAAAGGAAUUGGAACGUCUCUACAAGGCGUGAAAGAUUUAAAAGAUGAAGCAGGUGUUAAAGGAAAAAAAACUCCCACAUCUGCGCAGGAUGAAGCUGAAGAAGAUGAAGAAGAAGAUGAUGAUGAUGAUGACGCUGAUGAAGACACGAAAGCGGUAGAAGAAAAAAGUACUGAAAGGCAGGGUGGUCAAGAAGUAACAGUUGCACUAGACUCAAAUUCCAGGGAAAAGAAUUUGAGUGGCAGUGAUCACGAAAAUCACCAGGCAAUUGUAUCUGCAGAGGUCAUUCCUCCUUCCGGCAGUCGGGAAACAAAUGCCAAUUCUACACAAACGAGGAUCGAAGAAGGAAAGGACGCCGAGAAAAGUUCACCUGCAGUAGAGAAUACACUCACAAAAGGUAACGGAGACAAAACAUUGCCUGCGGGAAUUGCGGGAGGAAACCUUUCACCACCUCCAGAAGAAGGUGUUGAUUCCCGCAAACAGGAUGGCAAAGACACCACGAGUGAAGAUGAAAAAAAUGUUCCGUCGCCUGAGACCGCAGCCACACCACAAAGCCACCGAGACAAAGGCUCAGAAGGGACUGGGGACGAUACAAAAGCAACGACAGCAACCGCAAACACAACUGGUAUGACGAAUACACAAAACAGUGACGACAGCACCGCGGUCUCCCACACCACCUCCCCUCUCUUGCUUCUUCUUGUUGUUGCGUGUGCGGCUGCUGCUGCGGUGGUGGCCGCGUGA